AUGGGAAUCAAAGUUUUUGGGCACCAAAUGCUACCCUGGUGUUUUCACUUGAUGACCAACCACAUCUCCUGUUUGCAAUUCCAACCCAAGCCAUCUCCGGUCGGGGGGACCAUCAAGCUCAUUAACUCGAACGGCCGUGUCAAGAUCUAUGACAGGCCCAUCCAUGUCUCGGACCUAAUGGUUGAGUUCCCAAAGCACAUGGUGUGCCGCUCCGAUUCCUUGUACAUAGGCAAGAAGAUCUCAGCUCUCUCCGAGGACGACCACCUCCGGUUGGGCCACACCUACUUUCUCCUCCCAAGACAUUACUUCCAAUCAGUCCUAUCCUUCGUCACAAUAGCCUCUUUUGCCUCUUCUUCCCAAACCCAAUCACAACCAGCUUCUUCAUUAUGCAAGAAUGCGUUCCUAAAAAAGGCAGCAGCAAACUGCCAACCAUUCCAUAUAGAGAAAUCUCCAUCUGGGUGCCUUAGAGUAAGGAUCUCAGAAGAGUUCAUAUCAAAAUUGAUGGAGGAAGGAAAGAUUAGCGAAGAGGAGGAGGAGGAGGAGGAAAACUGCUCAGGCAAGUCCAAGAGUAGAGUAUGCACAACGCCUCAGUUGCAGAAAGAUUACGUUCAGCUCGUUGGGUCACGACUGUGGAGGCCAAAACUGGAAACUAUAAGGGAGACUCGUGAGAAGAGGAAGCUCUCUUCUUUUGGUUUGAAGAGAAGAAAGAGAUCUCAAUCCAUUGUAGUGGCACAAAAGACUCAGAAGUCAAAACACCGCCUUCAUCAUCAUAUUUCAUCAUCAAUAUCGCAUGCGAAAACACUUUCGAAAGAUAAGAUGAUCAAAACUACAUGUAAAUCUGUAUAA
Molecule: messenger RNA, 846 nt
Organism: Ilex paraguariensis (yerba mate)
Lineage: Eukaryota; Viridiplantae; Streptophyta; Magnoliopsida; Aquifoliales; Aquifoliaceae
Source: the annotation of a GenBank genome assembly